Molecule: messenger RNA, 2444 nt
Organism: Xyrauchen texanus (razorback sucker)
Lineage: Eukaryota; Metazoa; Chordata; Actinopteri; Cypriniformes; Catostomidae
Product: cyclic GMP-AMP synthase-like
Exons: 6
Coding region: 1-1899 (632 amino acids)
Biological process (GO): activation of innate immune response; paracrine signaling; negative regulation of double-strand break repair via homologous recombination
Cellular component (GO): cytosol; site of double-strand break; nucleus
Molecular function (GO): chromatin binding; 2',3'-cyclic GMP-AMP synthase activity; double-stranded DNA binding
Source: RefSeq, a predicted model, not a curated record
AUGUCCUCAGCUGACAGCUUCGUUGAAUUUCACCCGCUCGACACCAGUUUCAUGUACAACACCUCAGAAGACCCAACAAAGUCCGCGCACAAAGCUCUGACCAGCCCAAGGCCAAAGGCAACAGAAAGAGCAAAGAGCAGAGAGAUAGUGACAGAGAACCUCCGGUGUGCGCCAACAGCAAGUCGCGAUAAAAACAAGCAGAGAGAUCUUUCCAACCGUGACAAAGAAUCCGAAUCUCAGGAGAGCAAGUCUGAAGAACAACGCGCAAUAUCUAGAAGAACGCAUACAUCUGCUCACAAUAACGUAAACAGUACUGGCGAAGCGCAAGCAUUCAAGAAUGACACAAGGGAAACCGGAGACACAAGUCUACAGAGUAAAAUGCAGAAAGAUCCCCAGAACUGCGAAAGUGAAGACAAACCUCAGAAGACCAGAAAGAGCAGGUGUGAUAAAAACCCCGCGCCAAAACGAGCGAGCAGCAAACGGCAGAGUAAGCAGCGAGAUCCUUCCAGUCCAGGCACAUAUUACGAAUCUCCGGAGGGCUCCAAAAGCAAAUCUAAAGAAACAUACGUAGCUGAAACCCCAAGAACGCACAAAACUGUUCCUAAUAAUGCACAUAGUACUAGCGAGGCGCAAAUUUCCCAGAAUGACAGACAGGUCGCCGCUCCAGCGGUUUGCGCGGGCAAAUUUGAAGGCAAAGAGAAAAUCGCGCAAAAUCCCGGCGCGCGUGACACUGACGUUGGACAAACGCGUGCAGACGAAAAAUCUACAAUGAGGAUGCGAAGCGUUGAAGACACAGAAAAAGUUCUCCGUGCAACUAUUGACAAAUUAAAGAUCAAAACAUGCGAGCGGUCUAAAGCGUCCAGCUGUGUUAAUGAUAUCACUGAUGCAGUCAUUGCACAUCUGAAACGAACUAUGUCUUGGUGUGAAUAUAUUGAGAUCUUAAGAACAGGAAGUUAUUAUGAAAACCUUAAAAUCUGUGAACCUGAUGAAUUUGAUGUGAUGCUGACUAUUCCGGUGGAGAGGGUGGAUCUUCAGAACGUCAAUGAUAAUGGAGCAUUUUACAGUGUUGCACUGAAACGAAAUCCGAAAAAACAUCCACUGAGCAAAUUUCUAAAUAAAGACAAGACAAUACAGGCCAGUGAAAUGCUGAGUGAAUUCAGAGAUGCUGUUAAGGAUGCUGUGGAGACACUUUCAUACAAAAUUGUGGUAGAGCGCAAGAAGGCAAGAUGUCCUGCAGUGACAUUGCAGGUAACAGAAAAUGGAAAGACAAUUUCCAUCGACUUCGUUCUUGGGCUUAAGGUCCACUGUUCAAGCUGGCCACCUUUUACAAAAAAUGGUUUCAAGGUAGAAAACUGGCUUGGUACAAAAGAGAAAGUUGAUCUGAAACGUCAACCAUUCUACCUGGUGCCUAAAUAUGAGGGAAAAGGAAAUGCAGAGCAUGAUGGAGUUAUGGCAAAGGAUUCCUGGCGAAUCUCUUUUUCACAUGUUGAGAAAGACAUCCUGAAAAGGCAUGGCCACUCCAAGACAUGCUGUGAGGCCAGAGGACAGAAAUGUUGCAGGAAGGAGUGUCUAAAGCUUCUGAAGUAUCUUCUUAGACAACUCAAAGAUAUGCACCAAAAAGAGAUGUCCAACUUCUGCUCCUACCAUGCAAAGACAAUCCUGCUACAUGCUUGUGCUAAAAGGGUAGAGGACAGUGAGUGGGCUUCUAAUCAGCUGGUUGACUGCUUCCAUCAGCUUUUGGAAGACUUUAUCAAACACCUUAGAAAACAAGAACUCCCUAAUUUUUUCAUCCCAUCCCAUAACCUCAUCAAUCCUGCCUUUCUGAAUAAGAGCAGCUGUGAUUUUCUGGCACAGCAAAUUGAAAUUCAAUCCAACAACAACUUUCCAAUAUUCUGUUGAGUUCACAUUUUCUAAUUAUAUUGAAGUAUGUUCUGUCCCCCUCUUUCAUCUUCAUUGUCAAUUUGAGAAAUUGUACUAUGAAAGACUGUAUGAUAGACGUUGUACAUUUGAGGUUUUUUAAGAAUGGUUUCCUGUCAAAUACUCUUCUGAUUCUUUUACUCUAAUAUCACAUUUAAUUUGUUAAUCUAUUUUAAUUUACUUGUUUACUUGCAUCUAAUAUAGAUAUUUUACACUUCUAUUGAUUUUGUUCUACUAAAUGCUUUAUUGCAGUUGUAAUGAGCUAAAUUCUUUGCAAAGGUUAAUGAUUAAGCAUCAUUAAUUUCUCAUGGUUUGGUGUAUUAUCAUUAGGCUGGCUGAGGAGUUGCUGCUAUGGUAAAUUGUAAAUUCUUGGUUUCAUGCAUGCUAUAAUAUGGUGUUCGCAGUUUGUGUUUUGGAACAUCUCUGACAGCACUAGAUUUCCGCCUGGGAGUUCUCAUAUUAAAGAAAUGUUUGGAUCACCACAGUUUGUUUAGGAAAUGUGACUUAGAGAAUUAUUAUUAUUUAUU